AUGGACGGUCCGCUUGUUGUUGGAGUCACGGGUCCUUUAAAUCAUGUCUGGUUGUCAGAAAACGAACUAGGGGUUUUCAGUAAACCAAGUGCUUCCGCAGAAUCCUCUCGCAACGAAAUACUCAUUGAGAAUGUUAAGUGGGGCACGUCAAUAUACAACGAUGAGUUUAUGAAACGACUUGUCAAAAGUUCCUUCGAGGUUUUCUCCGCCCUCCAAAAGUGCACAGCACAGAACUCAUUUAUCAACCACAGCAUACAAUACAGAGCUGCUUUAGCUGUGUGUUCGAACGAAAUCUUCUCAUUUCUUAAAAAUUUCCGUCCAGAUGAGGCAAGGGUAGCUCAUCUCCUUGCUCAAGGCAACCUGAUUCAGACACUGGAGCUCUUGUGGCACCUUGCAGAACUGAUUUUCAUUCAAGUAUCACCGCCUGGAUAUUUAGCAUUCAAUCUUUGUAGUUGGUUUUAUGUACAAUCUCAGGAAGCUGCUAAUUGUGCUCGGGAGAUUUUGGAAAGCGCGAACAAGGAACAAACAGGUCAUACUUUAUUGAGUAGUAAACUGAGUAAUCUUAAAUCAUGGGAAACUGACAAGCGCUUUUGGCCAACAGUUUUAAGCUUGGUAUUACAAGCUAGAUGUCAAGAAGCAGCAAGUUUGCUUGUCCUGCACUCUAAUUCUAACGGUCGUGGUCUUCGAAGUCUACGUCAACUUUUAGCUUCUAUGCCAAUCGCUUCACAUGCUGAAAAAGAAGGUAUGUGGACUGAGUAUGGUGCUCAAUUUUCGCAAGCGUGGAACUACUGGCAAUCCGAAUGUGAACAUCGACUGUCUACUGGAGAAUUCGAUCAUGUUGGUGGUGAUCCAAUAUCAGUUGACUACGUAAAACUAAUUGCCAAUAUCUUAUCAGGACGCACUUCUAUUUGGGAUGACCCGCGAAUUCUUGAAGUAACUAGAGGUUCACGUGGAUGGUUUUUUCGUUUUGUCUCAUUUGUUUUCUACACUGACCAGUUAGUAAAUAUUGAUGGCCUGAACAGUGAUCUUGAUCGAUGGCUUGCUUUAACGAAUAAAAGUGCUAUGGAAUCGGAUCCUAGUUUUGACCAGUCCGUCGAUGCUUUAAUCACAAGCAUUUUUCACGUCGAUCUAUUUUCAUUUGUUCGUAUAGCAAGUGAAAAAUUAAGUAAUUGGUGGUUUAUUGCACAUUUUACAAAUCUUUUAAAUCAUAUCUAUCCUGGUGUAUUGAAUGAUCUACAGCUUAUCCAUAAACAAGACGAGCUAUCAUUGGAAUCUUGUCCUAAAAUAGCUAAUCAUAAUUCUAAAGCUGAGAUUAAUGAAUCAUUGUACAAACCUGUAGACAGUUCCUCAUUGGUUGAAUUCUUUCUGCUCGGUUAUAUCGAUUCUUUGGCUUCUGAGACUAGCCUUUUAUCUAUUGCACUUGGAUAUUUGGAUCAUUGUAAAUCUGGGCGUGCACGUCAAUCUGCCUUAUUGCUGAAACAUGCUGUACCAGUUUCAACUAGAGCUACAAACUGGUUUAUUAGUCAAGCCAAAGUUAGAGGAUUAUUUUCAACUGCUGAAGAAUUAGCCAAAUUAAAUUGUCGUAGAUUUACAUGUUUAUCAUUACAAUCUAAUGAAAAUUCUAUAACUGAUUCAUUAAAUUAUUCUCCAAUUUGUAUUUCAAUGGGUUGGGCUCUAAUGGCACAUGAUUAUGCUAUCAUUAAUCGGUUAGCUGAACUCUCUCUUAUUAAAGAUAGUGGAUUUAUGCAUAAAGACAAUUUGAAUGAAUUAACCAUUUCACCUGCUUCUACAGAAGUUGCAGAAUUGGCUGCUAUCAUAUUGGGCUUUUGUAGAGGAUCAUCAUUUGAUGAAUUGUCAAAUAAUAAUAAAAAAAAUAAUCAUAAGAGUAAUGAAAUGAAUCGUCUUCAAUUAUCACCUGAAUUAGCUUUUUUAGUUCGUUAUGCUGAACUUCAACAAUGUUUUAAUGAUGGAGAUUGUGAAGGUGCAGUUGAUCGAAUUAUUGAUUUACUAGUUACUAGUCCUGGCACUUCACUUAUUACCACCACAAAUGCAAAUGGACAAAAUGGUAUCAACUCUUCAACUGCAGGAUUUGGUUUACGUAUACCGACUCGUCUUAAAAUAAGACUACUUGCUGAAGUUAGACAUUUAUUGGGUCGAAAUCGCCUACGUCGAGAUCAAGUUGAAAUACUUAUUACUGCUUUGAUUGAAUUAAGAGCAGAUUUAGAUUUAAAUGUUAAUAAUUUAUCCACAAACAAUGAUAUGCAUUCAUUACUAACAAAAAUUCAUAUGUCUCUUGCUAAAGAAUUAGCAUCGACAUUUUUCACUACUACUAAUACUACUUCUCAUAACAUUCCUAUAUCUCCAUCUUUAUCAACCAGUAUUAUGGUUGAUACAAAUUGGCAUUAA
This is a messenger RNA of Schistosoma turkestanicum, 2406 nucleotides long. The record is from the annotation of a GenBank genome assembly. NCBI's taxonomy places the organism in Eukaryota, Metazoa, Platyhelminthes, Trematoda, Strigeidida, Schistosomatidae.